AGUUAAAUGACGUAGCACACGCCCCUCCUCUAGCCUUGUGUUUUACAGGAAAUGGUUCACUUUAGCCGCCAGAGCUAAAGUGAAACUUAAACUAUCGGGACACGUUUGAGUCCAAAUUCAUCCCGGGAAGACGAAUCGCACUUUUUUUUUCCCCCUAAAACGUUUCCACGCAGCUCAAACCUUUUCUUCGUCAUGGCUGACAAACUGAGGAUUGUCCUGCUGGGGAAAACUGGGUCUGGGAGGAGCAGCCUGGCCAACACCAUCUUGGGGAAGGACGUUUUCGAAGUGAAGAAUUUCACCAGCUCAGCGGUCACUCACUGCCGGUCAGAGGCCCAACGAGUUCACGGCAGGAGCCUGGCUGUGGUCGACACGCCCGGCGUCUUCCACUCUGGACUGUCUGAGAAGGAGCAGAAGCGUGAGAUAGAGAGGUGUAUCUCAGAGUGCGCUCCGGGGCCCCACGCUUUCCUCAUCGUGCUCAAAGUGGAGAAGUUUACGGAGCAGGAGAGCCAGGUCAUCAGAAUCAUACAGGAAUGUUUCUCUGCAGAGGUUUUCAAGUAUUCUGCUGUUGUUUUCCCACUGGGCGACCAGUUGGCGGAAGACAUGAGGAUAGAGGAGUUUGUUAAAAAAAAUCAGCAACUGAAAGAUCUGGUGGAGAAGUGUGGAGGGAGAUGCCACGUCGUUGAUAACAAGUACUGGAAAAACAAACAGGAUGAGGUCAGAAACAACGGGUUCCAGGUGGAACAGCUGCUCAACACCGUCGAGAAAAUGGUGACAGAAAACCACGGCGACUACUACAGCACACACAUGCUGCAAGACUGGCAGAAACAGAACCAACAACCCAUAGUCCACCGUUUAUUUCAGAGUGUUAUGAAAUAUGUAAGACUGAAGCCUGUGUUCAUUUUUAGUGUGAUAAUUGUAGGUUUAAUUAUAUGGAGAAGAUGGGAAGAACAUCCCACUGAGAUCAGAUAAUCAGACGAUUAUCUGGUCCGAUUAUUAGGACCAGAUAAUCGGGUUGGAUUGAUUACAGAAUCCCUACAGCUGAUCUCAAACUGACAGCAGCUCCAUCAUGAUUAUUGUCCUAAGAUUUGCUGCUCUGAGUGAAAAAAAGGAAUUUAAAAUGGAUUUUCACC
Messenger RNA from Poecilia latipinna (sailfin molly), 1130 nucleotides. RefSeq names its product GTPase IMAP family member 7-like. The transcript has 2 exons. Bases 193 to 969 code for a protein of 258 amino acids. Gene Ontology annotation, molecular function: GTP binding. The record is from RefSeq and is a predicted model, not a curated record. Lineage: Eukaryota; Metazoa; Chordata; Actinopteri; Cyprinodontiformes; Poeciliidae.